This is a messenger RNA of Cyclocybe aegerita, 1011 nucleotides long. Lineage: Eukaryota; Fungi; Basidiomycota; Agaricomycetes; Agaricales; Hemipholiotaceae. The record is from the annotation of a GenBank genome assembly.
AUGGCCAAUGAUAGUGUCCAAGAAGUUGCUCUCAACCCAACAGUAGAUUUCGUCGCGGGAACCAUCGCAGGCAUGGCUAGUCUGGUGGUCGGAUUCCCGUUUGACACAGUGAAAGUGCGAUUCCAGAACCCCUCUGUUUCAGGGAGAUAUCACUCGACGCUGCACGCCAUCUUCACUAUCAUUCGUGAAGAGAGGUUCAUCGGGCUGUUCAAGGGUAUCACAUCACCUCUGGCCACAGUAGCACUGAUGAACGGUCUCGUCUUCGCAUCAUACCGCUUUUUUAUGAAGCUCCAACUGCCGCACGCCGACGCCGUCCCCACAAUAACACAGAUAGCCCUGGCGGGUGCAGGCAGCGGGAUUGUGUCCUCGAUUGUCACCACGCCCACCGAGCUGAUCAAGAUCCGCCAGCAGUCGCUGCUCACACGGACGACCGCACGGCAGGUCGCGCUGCAUAUCUUCCAGGAAGGCGGAGUACCAGGACUCUAUCGCGGACUCACAGUCACCGCGCUGCGCGACUGCGGGUACGGCGCCUACUUUGCUGCUUAUGAAGCCACGUGCCGCUACUUCGCGUCCCCGGUCAGGGUGCCGGACUCGUCGAAUAUUUAUACCCAAGUCGAGACUGAGAUGACGAAGCUGUCGUGGUCUGCCAUGUUGAUUGCAGGAGGCGUCGCUGGUGUUGCGGGAUGGCUAGCGACUUUCCCCUUGGAUGUCGUCAAGACACGAGUGCAAGGCACCCAGCCCAUCCUGAUGCCCGCGUCGCCGGCCUCGACGGCGCUACACCUACCCUCCGCUUCCACCGCCCUUCUGGCUUGCCAGAAGGCCGACUCUGCUGCCAUCCCCAUGCGAGAUGUGAACCCAUAUAGAACGACUUGGUCCACCAUAACUUAUUCAUAUCGUAAUGAGGGAAUCAAAGUAUUCUUCAAGGGUUUGUCACCCACUUUACUUCGAGCGAUUCCUGUGAAUAUGGUCACGUUUGCUACCUUUGAAGCGGUGGUGCAUGCCCUUUCAUAG